AUGGGGACCAUUAGAACUGGGUGCAAAGCUCAACUUAUGAUUUGCAUGGUGGAUGGUAGAUCAUAUACAGUAAAGAGAUUCGUUAAUGGCCACAAUCAUAAGUUUGUAUGUCCACACGAUAUUCAUAUGCUGCCAGCGUACAGACAAUUGUCAGAUGUCCAGGAGGAGAUGAUAUGGGAACUAGGCACUCUAAACCUUGGCCCUGUCAAAGCUUUUCAUAUGUUAUUGAGGAAAUGUUACGGUGGUUUCGAGAAUGUUGGCGCCACGGUCGAUGAUUGUAAAAACUUUAGGACUCGAAUUAACAGCUAUAUAGGAGAAUAUGACGCUGACAUGGUGAUCAAUAGGUUGACCGACAAAAAACAGUUUUUAGUUGAUUUUUCGUUUGAAUAUUCUGUGGAUGAGGACAAACGGUUAACUGGUUUGUUCUGGGCCGAUGGGUUAUGCAAGCGUAACUUUAUGGAGUUCGGGGAUGUGAUAUCGUUCGAUGCAACUUUCAAGACAAACAAGUACAAGAUGGUGUUUGUUCCGUUCACUGGGAUUGACAACCACUGUCGAAAUGUAACCCUUGGAGCUAGGUUGUUGGCAUCAGAGAGCAUUGACUCUUAUAAAUGGCUUCUCAAUUCAUUCGUAAAGUCAUUUGGACGGCAACCAAAGGUUGUAGUGACGGACCAAGACCCUGCGAUGAAACAUGCUAUUGAGGAGGUUUUUACUACCAGUAGACACAAAUUGUGCAUGCUGCACAUAAUGAAAAAAGUGGCAAAUAAGCUUAAAAGGAGGAUGUGCGAUAUUGUAUGGACUGAUUCCAUUGAGCCUGGAGAAUUUGAGAGACAGUGGAAGUUACUGAUGAUUGAGUAUGGUCUCACACAAAAUAAAUGGAUUGAUGAUAUGUUUGCGAUGAGAUACAUGUGGAUUCCCGGCUUUUUACCGGUGGCAAAUUCACAACUCACUCUUGUAGAGUUUAUGAGUCAUUUUGACGGUGCAAUGGAUAUCCAAAGGUUCAAUCACAGAAAGAAUGAUCAUAUUUCAAGAUAUACUGAGCCUGAUGAAUGGAGAAAAACUACUUUGGGAAAAGACGCUGCUAAGAUAUACACCAGGUCUAUAUUCUUUGAUCAGCAAACAGAGAUAUAUGGAACUAUUACCGAAUGUCUGCCGAUGGACACCAAAAUUAUAACAACCCUCCUAAAUAAUUUUUGA
Helianthus annuus (common sunflower) is the source of this 1194-nucleotide messenger RNA. Its product is annotated as protein FAR1-RELATED SEQUENCE 5-like. NCBI's taxonomy places the organism in Eukaryota, Viridiplantae, Streptophyta, Magnoliopsida, Asterales, Asteraceae. The record is from RefSeq and is a predicted model, not a curated record. The coding region runs from base 1 to 1194 and encodes 397 amino acids. The transcript is spliced from 4 exons.